GGCAUGUCUUCCGCCCCAGGCAUGGCACCACCUCCGGGUGUUGCCCAACAGCAGGCUAAUAGGCCAAGCGUGCCGAUGGCAUUUCAACUCCCACCGAGCUUUCCCAACAUCAACGUGAACGCGCCGGUAAUUCGACUUGGUAACAUUGCCCCCCAAGCCAGACCUUCCCUGGGUGGAGAUCGUCGAGACGGACACACGUCAGCUGGCGGCAACCGGCACGGAAUGGGAGAGCGUGGAUUCGAACAGUCGCGUAACCAGAUGAGAGAGAGCAUGCAGUCUCUAAUCCCACCUACGUCUGAAGAGAGACUUCGGACCAUAUUCAUUCACAAAAUCCCGGCUGGUGUUGGUGGCGAGCAGGGCAUCCAACGAUUGCUAGGUACCGUGGGCAGAGUGCGGAAGUGGGAUUCGGCACUCUCUCAUUGUGAAGCCUCGAAGGGUGAGCUCUACGGAUUUGUGCAAUACGACGAUGCCGAAUCGCUCGCUUGUGCCUUGGAGGCGCUCAAAGAUAUCGAGGUACCCGUGGCGAAGCAAACCCCGGUCGAGAACCCGCCCCAGGAUGACGACGGCUCGUUUGCGGAUAUGGCCAAGGUUAAGCUUCAGGUUGUAGCCGACGAGAACACGGUCAUGUACCUUGACGACUGGAAACGCAACCAGGGUGACGAUAACAACCUGGAAGCCAAAGUGGCCGAGGCCAAGGCCGCCUUGAAGCAGCACGUUCGCACCCUCUUUUACCCUCCAACCCGCAAUGGACAGGAUGCAGAUGGAGACGCCGUUAUGAGCGACGGAGCGAAUGGACUUGGCGAAAACGUCGAGGUCAUUAAUAUUCCCCUAGCACAAGAGGAUGAGCUGGCCGACAUCCCAGCCGAGAUGCGAGAGACCGUUGCCUCAGAGAUUGCGGCUUUCCGUGAUAGAAGCAAUCGACGCGAUAUGGAGCGUCUCAGAAGAGAGGAGGAAUUUGAGGAGCAAGAACGCCAACGAAAUGGUGCCCCUCGUACCUCGGGUUACGACUUGCCAACAACGGCCUCGGCAAACUCUAACAUGGUCCCUCUCGGCCCACGCGGUGUGCACAAUGCGCCUUCUGGUCCCAGAGGACAGGUCAAGGGCAUAGAUUUUGUCAACGGUGGAACUACGAAUGGAUUCGGGACUACCAAAUGGGAAGACUCAGACGACACCGAUACAAGCGACGAAGAGCUGUAUCGCAGAGAGCUCGACAAGAAAAAGGCGGAGGAGGAGAAGCUUUACCUCGAGGCCGAACGAAAAUGGACAAAUCGUGAGCGUCAACGAACUGCGGCCCUCGAGCGGGAGACUGAGCGCGAGCGAGCCGAGAUUGAUGGGUUUGCCCGACGCCGAGACGAGCAGCUUGAGCGUGAGAAGAACUGGGACGAUGAGCGCGAGUCGGCGAGAAAGACCCAUCCCUACUACCGGGAUCGCGCUUAUUGGGCUCGGACAAGAGCUCAGUUUCGAGCGGACGAGGCUGCAGCAGACGAUAUGGAUCGCCGUGCUGGGGAAGACGAGCGCCGCAGGGCUGAGGCAGAAAUGGAGCAAGCUCGUGGUCUAGCAGAUUCAUUCCUUGAGCGUCAAGCAGAAGAAAUGGAGCGUCGACCCGAAGCUCCUGUCGCCGCACCCCAGCGGCUCACCAUCUCUUUUGGCGCAGCGGCCCAAAAGGCGCAGCAGCGCUCGGCACCCGUCCGACGAACCGUUGCUGAGGUUGAGGGACUUCUGGACGACGAGGAGCACGAACACACCACCAAGCGCCAGCUCGUGCCCAUCAAAUUCGAGCCUAUCACCAACACCAAAGCUAUGUCGGAGGAGGAUAUCCACAACGCCGUCAAGGCUCUGGCCCAGGAGGUGCCCGCAGACCGAGACGAACUCUGGCAGUGGGAUGUCAAAUGGGACUAUCUGGAAGACUCGAUUAUCCGCGAGAAACUACGACCCUUUAUUGAAAAGAAAGUCGUUGAGUAUCUUGGCAUCCAGGAGCAGUUCCUGGUUGAUGUCGUGGAGGAGCAUCUACGCAAGCACCUGAAGCCAUCCGAGCUUGUCCUAACGCUUGGAGAGGCCCUUGACGAGGAUGCCGAGGAUCUCGUGAAGAAGCUGUGGCGUAUGCUUAUUCUCUACACCGAGUGUGAGAAGCGCGGCCUGCCCGCCUAAGUGGUUGGCCUGGGUAUUUGAACCGAAUUCACAAAACCAGAGGAUAUGUUUGCAAAAAAAAUAUUUGCAACCUAUUCUCGUUGUAAGAUAUCCAUCCUGGGGCCGUCAUUUCGGUCGGAUCACGCACAGUUCCUCAUGGAGUAAUUAUCGGCGUCCGCUGAGCAAUGUCGAUUCCCAUCGUCCUGACCAGCUCCUUGUUUGUACGAAUACAUACCGUAGUAUCCCAGAACAUAGCCUGCCCUAGGCAGAGGAUGUACUAGUGUAGUGGAGACUAAGAGAAAUGAAUAAAUGCCAUUGUGACCUCCAUCGG
Lasiosphaeria miniovina is the source of this 2458-nucleotide messenger RNA. RefSeq lists its product as uncharacterized. Gene Ontology annotation, molecular function: mRNA binding. Lineage: Eukaryota; Fungi; Ascomycota; Sordariomycetes; Sordariales; Lasiosphaeriaceae. The coding region runs from base 4 to 2148 and encodes 714 amino acids. Gene Ontology annotation, cellular component: spliceosomal complex. Gene Ontology annotation, biological process: mRNA processing. The transcript has a single exon. The record is from RefSeq and is a predicted model, not a curated record.